Molecule: messenger RNA, 1101 nt
Organism: Penicillium oxalicum
Lineage: Eukaryota; Fungi; Ascomycota; Eurotiomycetes; Eurotiales; Aspergillaceae
Product: metal homeostatis BSD2 family protein
Exons: 3
Coding region: 1-1101 (366 amino acids)
Biological process (GO): ubiquitin-dependent protein catabolic process; positive regulation of protein ubiquitination; metal ion transport
Cellular component (GO): perinuclear region of cytoplasm; Golgi apparatus; endoplasmic reticulum
Source: RefSeq, a predicted model, not a curated record
AUGAGCUCGCAGCGCUAUCAACGGGUGAAUGCCCAGGAUGAAGAUGACGAUUCUCAUUCUUAUCCGUUAAAUCCUACCCGCAGAAGCGACGGUCUUCCAAACUCUCCGCCUCCCUCGUUCCGUUCCGGAUCUCGGUCGACUUCACCGUCUUCGCGACGACUUCUUCACAGCGACUCGGUCCAUGAUGACAAUGAUCAGACUUUGGCCGAUGCCUUUGGUGAUGGUGAUGAGUCGGAUGAUGACGAGGAGCCCGACGACCGGCAGCGGUUGAUGCGUGGCAGUCCGGACACCGGAUCACAUGGCGGCUAUGGUCAGCCGGCACCGUCCGCAUAUUCUUCCUCCGAUGCUCGAAUAAAUGGACAGGAACCACCUCGCAUAACACCAUUAUCGCGCCGUCCAACAAUCCUGCCGACCUUUACCACACCCACUGCGGGAAGCGGUCGGUCCGUGGCUCCGUCCAAUGAUGGAGUGUUCGCCAACUUGGCCGCCAAGCCAGAACGGGGCGAGAAGACUGAAGAUUUGCCUCCGUCUUACGAAGAAGCUGCUGCCGAUGCGACCCCGCCCUAUUGGGAGACGACGAUCGUUGCGCCCGGCAUCUCCUCUGAUGAGGUGUAUGUCGAUGGGCUGCCGGUCGGGUCAGUCUUCUCCUUUGUGUGGAAUGCCAUGAUAUCCAUGUCCUUCCAGCUGGUCGGGUUUUUGUUGACCUAUCUCUUGCACACCACCCACGCCGCGAAGAACGGCAGUCGAGCGGGUCUCGGCCUCACGCUCGUUCAGUGGGGGUUCUAUAUGAAGGGUGGCAGUGACUCGUCUGGUGACGGUGGCAGUGACCAGUAUGUCCCUCCACCGGAUCCCAACAGCCACAAUUUUGAUCCCAACUCGGUGGGAACGGGCGGUGGCAGUGACGGCGGCGCACUCUCUGGUAUCACCACCAACGAGUGGAUCUCCUACGUGCUCAUGAUCGUGGGCUGGUUUAUUUUGAUUCGUGCUGUGAGCGACUUCCUCCGUGCCCGACGUCACGAACAGCUCGUGUUGCAGAGUCCCGAUCGAGGAUUGGGUGUACCAGUCAUCGCGGAAGGAGAACGAUCUGAGACCGUAGUCUGA